AUGACGGAGCGGAAAACGGGUGGCUGGCUAUCUUCGGUAGUUGGUAAUAUAUCGGGCCUUUGGUCACGCUCACCGGCUGAAUCAGCUGCUAUAUCGAGGGAAACGAUUGAUACUCGGAAUUCCUCACGAAAUACCUCUUAUGAAGAGCAAGGUGAAAGUGACGUGGGAGAAGAGGAUGACGGUAUUAUUGUCGAAACUGUAUGUGCUGGGCCAUCUGUUAAUGUACCAACUACAAGUAGGAUUCAAAGUGAUGUUACAUCAAAACGGCACGCUGUUCGUUAUCUGAGUCCAUCGACACUCUUAGCGGCCACACGAUCUGUUACCAGCUCUUCUGACAAGGAAAAAUCAACAAGUGUGACCCGAAAACGUGCUGCAACAGAUUGCCUUUUACAAGAUGAUAUAAUGUGGUCGAAUGUCGGAAAUACAUUCGCCACUUCAUCGAUGAUGGAACCUUUUUCUGGUCGUUAUUCUACAAAACGGUCAAGAAUCCAGCGGGAUUUUAGCGAUGAGAGGUCAUUCUUUUCGUUAUCUUCGUUAUCUGAUGCACCAUCAACUGGACGAAAUCAAUUAAAUCAGUCCUUUGCAUCCUCUUUUAUACCACUGAAUUCACAAGUGAUAAAACCUAAAGUGUCACGUCCAUCCAACAGUGCGGCUUCAUCGUUAAGCAGUAAAACAAGAGCUAUUCUUGAACAAUUAGAAAAAAUUAGCUCACCCGUUAAGGAAGUGAAACGAUUAUCAUCUUUAAAUUUAAAUGGGCCAGAACGCUGGGCGAGUGACGCUAUAAGUAGUACUGUCCAAAAGCCGCCACGAAAUUCCACGUGCGCCUUAUCACGUGCUCAGUUAAUAUCCAACAUUCUUGCCAGUAAAUCGAGUUCACCGUUCUGGAGUCGUCCAACCAAGAUGAUAGAUUUUUCUACCACUUCAACACAUACUGUUCAGACACCAGAACAUAGUCGAACAGACGCUGAUAAUGAGCGUCAAUUUGAUAAAAUUUCAACUACAAAAUCACCUGGUUUACUCUCACCUAAGAAAGCUGAUAUUCCGACUUCUUUAACGAAACCUGACCGAGAGAAAUCUUUUGUCGGUGAUAAUGUAGAGAAGUUGGCAAUGUCACCGAAGGUUACGGCAUUGCCCGUAUCUACUGUGAUUAAAACUACAGAUACCGUAUCACCGCAACUUUCUUCAUCUACAAAAUCGACUAAUGUAUUCAGUGCUAGGGAUUUGGGUGUAGUGAGUCCAGUAAAGGAAAUGGUGAAAAAUGAUACAAAUAAAAUGGCAAGUUCAACCAAAAUUGAUGGUGUUAUGUUUGCUUUCGCUCCACCAAUGAAACGAGGACCUUCGGCAAGUUUCCAUCGUGAAGAAACUUCUUCAAAGGUCUCUCGAUGUACCGCAUCAUUUAUUGGAACGACGCUCAAGGCUGCUGCUGAGAAGACUGUAGAUGGUUUUUCAUUCCCUGCUGAAAAUGUUUCAAAACAAAUUGAAGUUUUGAAGAAUUUUGAAGACGAGCCAAAUACUGCAGAUACGAAUAAAGAAACGCAGCCGGUCACUGCAGUUUCUACAUCUGUCAAGCCUGCGAAUGCUACCACUACUACAUCAGAUGCAUUAUCUGUGAAACAGCCGUUAGAGAAAUCUGCUGAACAAUGGUCAUGUCCGAAAUGUAUGAUUUUCAAUAAAGCUAGUAUUGAAAAGUGCAUCUGCUGUGGUUAUGAAAAUCAUAUGGUAGAGGCCAAGCCAUGGACAUGUAGUGAAUGCUGGAUUUCUAAUAAAUUAUCUGAUGACAAAUGUAUCGCUUGCGGCAAUCCUAAACAGAGUAACGGUAAAAGUGUAAAACUAGCUGAUAUCAGUGCUCAGAGUAGCUCAUUUACCAACGUUUUUGGUGAUCGUACUUUCAAACCGCUACCCACUUCUGGAGGUAUUUCAUUCGGUUUUUCUGCUGCAAAAGCUAUUCCUGACGGAGCGAGUUUAUCGUCAACGACAACUGCUCCACCAACAACGAAAGCGCUAGAUUCAGGCACUAUUGUUAAUGGAAACGCUAAUACUGAAGUCCCACUGAAAUUUGGUUUAUCAUCUAACACUUUGGGACCAAAUUUUGGCUUUGGAAAAGCUCCUGAGACAAAUUCUCUGCCAACAGUAAUUGAGGAACAACCUUUGGUCUUGUCAUCUCAUCCGCCAAGUGCAUCAGUAACUUUUGGCGUUUCCUCUGGUUCUGCAACAACAGCUUCAUUUGUUCCUUCUUUAAUUCGCUCAUCAUUUUCUUUCCCGACGUUAACUAUGACAACAUCAGCAACGACAACUCUACCUCCAUCCGGAAUCACCUUCAGCACUCCAGUUUCCACAAAUGUGAAUCCGUUUACGUUUGCGUCAUCUAAUACUACAACAGCUGAGGAGAUUAAAGCACCAACUGCACCGUUGUUUACCUUUGGUUCUUCUGCUCCUGCUGUCAUAACCACUGCAUCUGCUGUAACCACUGCCACUCCGUUACCAUCAUUUGGUACAACUUUGCCUGUGUUUUCAGCCCCCAAAGCACCUCUUUUUGGAACCAGUGGUGGAUCUGCUUCAAGUCCAGGAGGAGGUCAUGACGUUGUCGAAAUGAGUUCACCCAUGACCCCACCAAUAGCUCCAUCGGUAACAAUUGGAUCGUUUGGAAUGUGUAAACCGUCAGCUCCUUCUUUAUUUAACUUCGGUGCUUCGAAUACUUCAAGCUCAACUUCUACUGGAACGCUCUUCGGGAAUUUACAAACAGCGGUACAAAAUCCACUCGCUGCUCCAACCACAUCUUUAUUUUCAUUUGGACAGCAACAAAUGCCAGUUGCUCCGAAGCCUUUUGAGCCACCAACUUCAUUGACAUCGCCUCCAUCAACUUUCAACUUCGGUGCUACAGCAUCGAAUGGUGCUGCGGGAUUUGUCUUUGGGUCGACUUCGCCGCCAACAAAUUUUACAUUUGGUGCACAGCAACCAGUGAAUAAUACAGCUUCAACGACAUUCAACUUCACUCCUGCAACACCUACUCCUUCUUUUGGAAAUGUUCCGGGAGCAGCACCAACACCAAAUUUUUUCUCUGUGGGUUCAACAUCAUCGACAAGUGCUCGGAAGAUGUUAAAAGCGCGGCGAAUGCGGAAAUAA
Acanthocheilonema viteae is the source of this 3123-nucleotide messenger RNA. The record is from the annotation of a GenBank genome assembly. NCBI's taxonomy places the organism in Eukaryota, Metazoa, Nematoda, Chromadorea, Rhabditida, Onchocercidae.